Schizosaccharomyces cryophilus OY26 is the source of this 1428-nucleotide messenger RNA. RefSeq names its product GTPase Rbg1. Gene Ontology annotation, cellular component: cytoplasm. Lineage: Eukaryota; Fungi; Ascomycota; Schizosaccharomycetes; Schizosaccharomycetales; Schizosaccharomycetaceae. The coding region runs from base 34 to 1137 and encodes 367 amino acids. Gene Ontology annotation, biological process: cytoplasmic translation. Gene Ontology annotation, molecular function: GTP binding; GTPase activity. The record is from RefSeq and is a predicted model, not a curated record. The transcript is spliced from 2 exons.
UUUCCAAUAUCACAUCUUGGAAGGGAACCAAAAAUGUCGACCACAGCUCAAAGGAUCAAGGACAUCGAAGAUGAAAUGAGCAGGACCCAAAAAAACAAAGCUACGGCUAAGCAUUUGGGCAUGCUUAAAGCCAAGCUUGCAAAACUGAAGCGCGAGCUCAUUACACCGACCGGUAGCGGCGGUGGUGGCGGUGGUGUCGGUUUCGAUGUUUCUCGUACCGGUAUUGGUACCGUUGGCUUUAUUGGAUUUCCCUCCGUCGGUAAAAGUACAUUGAUGAACCAGAUGACCGGUACUCGUAGUGAAGCGGCUGCUUAUGAGUUUACUACAUUAACGACAGUCCCUGGUGUCAUGCAGUAUAACGGUGCUAAAAUCCAAAUUCUUGACUUGCCUGGUAUUAUCGAGGGUGCCAAGGACGGCCGUGGUCGUGGUAAGCAAGUUAUUACGGUUGCUCGUACAUGCAACCUCAUUUUCAUUGUUUUGGAUGUCCUGAAGCCCAUGUCUCAUAAGCGCAUUAUUGAGGAAGAAUUAGAAGGUUUUGGCAUUCGCUUGAACAAGGAUCCUCCGAAUAUUGUUUUCAAGAAGAAGGAACGUGGUGGUAUUAACAUUACCAACACUGUCCCCCUCAAUCACAUUGAUCUGGACGAAAUCCGUGCCGUAUGCAGCGAAUACCGUGUCAAUUCAGCUGAUAUUGCCUUCCGUUGCGAUGCCACUAUUGAUGACUUGAUUGACGUCUUAGAAGGAAAUCGUUGCUAUAUUCCAGCAAUUUACAUCCUCAACAAGAUCGAUGAAAUUUCAUUGGAAGAAUUGGACUUGAUCGACCGUAUUCCUAACGCUGUUCCUAUCUGCGGUCACAAGGGUUGGAACAUUGACGAACUUAAGACAACAAUGUGGGACUAUCUAAACUUGGUUCGUAUUUACACUCGUCCUAGGGGCCUUGAUCCUGACUAUUCGGAACCUGUCAUUCUUCGUUCUGGUCACUCUAGUGUUGAAGAUUUCUGUAACAACAUUCACUCUAGUAUUAAGAGCCAAUUCAAGCACGCUUACGUUUGGGGUAAGAGUGUUCCUUAUCCCGGCAUGCGUGUUGGUCUUGCUCAUGUUUUGUUGGACGAAGAUGUCGUUACAAUUGUCAAAAAGUAAAACCGGACUAUCUCACAUUUUCGACUUCUUCCUCUGUCUUUUUCAGUUUACCUUUUCCUGUUCUCCCCUUUAUCAUUUCUUGAGUCGUAUAUUUAAGUAAAAAGAAAAAAGCGUUUUUGUUUGGCACAAAAAAUUUUCAACAUGUUAUUAUUCACAACUGGUGGUGUUUUUUUAUAUAGGGUUUAAUGUAUUUCAAACAUCUUUUAACUAUUAUCCUUGUGUAUAUAUAUUUUAAGUUCUAUUCAAGCAAUAUAUGCUAUUCACACAUACUCCAAUGUAAAAUGGUUUAUC